This is a messenger RNA of Capsaspora owczarzaki ATCC 30864, 417 nucleotides long. RefSeq lists its product as hypothetical. Gene Ontology annotation, cellular component: EKC/KEOPS complex. Lineage: Eukaryota; Filasterea; Ministeriida; Capsasporidae. The coding region runs from base 17 to 289 and encodes 90 amino acids. The transcript is spliced from 3 exons. The record is from RefSeq and is a predicted model, not a curated record.
UUCUUGGUUGAGCGAAAUGGCCGAUGAGUUUCCGUGGUGCCUGACGAUCGAUGUGCCGUUCCCGACUGCGCGACUGGCAACGAUCGCAUACAACACGCUGGUCGUCGACGAAGAGCCAAAGAAGUCGGACGUCCGCAAGACACUGCAACUCUUACAGAAUGACACAGUCCUGAGCAUACAUUUUGCAGCGCGGGAAGGACGGCUUUUGCGAUCAGCAACACAGUCCAUGAUGAACUUUCUGCGACUCACAAUCGACACAAUGCUUGCCUUCCCGGAUUACGCACGAUAGACGUGCUAGCGUUUGUUUGGUGAAGUAGGCGUUGACAAUAAUAACUCAACACAACGUGUAUUGUGUUUGGCUUUGUACAAACGAGGAACGAAGUCAAAAAAAUAGAAAAAAUUCAAAGCAAGGCGAAA